Anguilla anguilla (European eel) is the source of this 1654-nucleotide messenger RNA. RefSeq names its product nitrilase 1 (gene nit1). The record is from RefSeq and is a predicted model, not a curated record. The transcript is spliced from 6 exons. The coding region runs from base 585 to 1538 and encodes 317 amino acids. Gene Ontology annotation, molecular function: hydrolase activity, acting on carbon-nitrogen (but not peptide) bonds, in linear amides. Lineage: Eukaryota; Metazoa; Chordata; Actinopteri; Anguilliformes; Anguillidae.
UACUUGUUCUGCAACAGACGCUAGCCACAUAGCGACACAUCUCCUAAUAUACGUUUAACUUGGACGACGAUAAGGAAAAGUUUAUUAUUGCAACUGUAGCGUUAGCAAAGUCGUUGCCAAUAUUGUAACCCAAAUGAUACCGCAUUUCCAUCCGAUGAUCGCAAGAAGUGACUUGGCUAGACUACAACGUUAUAUUUGAAUUGACUGCAAUCUAUGUUGCCUAUCUGAUAUUCAUUGCGGAUGUUAUAUAUUCAGUGGAUACUAAAGCAUGCAUUGCCUUUAAAUAGUUUUAUUUUAUAACUAUCUCCGUUUUUCGUGAUAGUUUUUUUCGUCUGGCUACAUACUAUGCUACCAACUUAUUUUUUACAGUCUCUGCUCAGGUCGCAGCAGUAGUCCCGUGUGGGACAUGUAGCUGGCUAACUCUGGGGAGCAAAACGAAAUAAGCAGACGUUGAUAUUCGUCACCUGAAUGCAUUUAUUAUUAUACUUUUUUAAAUUUAUCAUUUAAACAAUUCCAGUAAGACAGACUGAAAUUCAACAAGGGAAGCUAACCUCUACGCGGUUAGUAGGCUACCGAUUCCUUUAAUGCUUGCGUUCAGUGUUAUUUUACGGACCCAAGCAAGAGGUUUGUGGUUGCACCGUCUUACCAGGACACCGAGUUUAAUUGGAGAACAGUGCAGAAUGUCAUCCGCAAUCCCACUGGCAGCAGUAUGUCAGGUGACCUCUACCCCCGACAAAGAGGCCAACUUCACAGCUUGCAAAAGACUGGUGGAACAGGCAAAGGAGAGGGGUGCCUGCAUGGUCUUCCUUCCAGAGGGCUUUGACUACAUUGGGUCCAGUCGUGAUGAAACCCUCCAGCUGUCUGAGAGCAUGGAAGGGGAGACAAUCUCACGCUACGCUGAGCUGGCCAGGAAGUUGGAGGUUUGGCUUUCGCUCGGUGGAUUUCAUGAACGAGGGGAAAGCUGGGAGAGUGACAGGCGGAUCUACAAUAGCCACGUCAUUGUAGACGCACAGGGAGAUAUAGUGUCGGUGUACAGGAAGGGCCACCUGUUUGAUGUGGAGUUGGCAGGAAAGGGUGUGUCCCUGAAAGAGAGUGCAUUCACCAUCCCAGGACCCUGCCUAACCCCCCCUGUCCAGACGCCCAUCGGCAAGGUGGGAUUGGGUGUAUGCUAUGAUCUGCGAUUUCCGGAGCUGUCAUUGGCUCUCAUGCGGCAGGGGGCGGAGAUUCUCACAUAUCCGUCGGCUUUCACUGUGACCACAGGGGCAGCCCACUGGGAGGUGCUCCUUCGCGCCCGAGCCAUCGAGACGCAGUGCUUCGUCCUGGCCGCCGCCCAGGUGGGCAGUCACCACGCCAAGAGGGCCUCGUACGGCCACGCCCUGGCCGUGGACCCGUGGGGGGCGGUGAUGGGCGACUGCGGGGGCGUGGAAGUGGGCGUGGCCCUGGUGGAGAUUGACAUGCAGAAGCUGAGGGAUACGCGGCGGGACAUGCCAGUGCAGCAGCACCGAAGGGAGGCCACGUUCUACAGCAGCCUGGACUGAGCGGAGAAGGCCCAUUGAGGCCCAUUUUUAUGUUCAUUCAGAUGACCUGGUAUGAAAAUAUAGGUUAUGAGGGAAGACUUAAACUCUUUAAGCUUUAGUAAAAGGAGACUUGGGGG